UAUAUAUUAAGUGGUUCAGCCCUUUAAAGUAGACUGUUCAGUACAUUCUUAAGCUUUUGCCUACUUAUAUCCAUAAAGGCAGAGAGUGAAGAGAUUCAAAGGACAAGAAUGGGGAAGGCAUUUCUCUUAAUUGUGAGUUUGCUCCUACUGCAAAGAUCACUGGUCUGUUCCUACAAGCUGGUUUGUUACUACACAAACUGGGCUCAGUACAGACCAUCCCUUGGUAGAUUUAUUGCAACUGAUGUUGAUCCCUACCUGUGCACCCAUCUGAUUUAUGCCUUUGCCAGCAUGAGAGAUAACAAACUCACCACCCAUGAAUGGAAUGAUGAAAUUAUGUAUGUGAAAUUCAAUGAUCUGAAAAAAAGAAAUUCUAAGCUGAAAACACUUUUGGCUAUUGGAGGUUGGCACUUUGGUUCCAAGAGAUUUACCAGAAUGGUGGCUACAUCUCAAACUCGCAAAACAUUUAUCGAUUCUUCAAUCCUCUUCCUGCGGAAGCACGGAUUUGAUGGCUUAGACCUGGAUUGGGAGUAUCCUGGAUCCCAAGGAAGUCCACCGACAGAUAAACAACGUUUCACAAUCUUGGUUAAGGAAUUGCUGGAUGCCUUUAAAAAGGAGGCACAAUCUUCUGGCAAGGACAGACUCCUUCUCACAGCUGCAGUUGCUGCUGGAAAAGAAACCAUUGAUGCCGCAUAUGAGAUACCUGAAAUUUCAAAAUACUUGGACUUCAUCUCUGUCAUGACAUAUGAUUAUCAUGGCUCUUGGGAGAAAGUUACUGGACACAACAGCCCUCUGUAUCGUGGCUCCACUGACCGAGGCCAAUUUAUUUACUACAAUGUUAAAUUCACUAUGAACUACUGGAGGGAAAAUGGCGCCCCAGCAGAGAAACUGAUUGUUGGAUUCCCAACAUAUGGACGUACCUUCACCCUAAGCACUUCCCAAACAGGUGUCGGUGCUCCAGCAUCAGGUCCUGGUCAAGCUGGAGCAGUCACCAGGAAAGCUGGAUACUGGUCCUACUAUGAGAUCUGUCAAUUUCUGAAAAGUGCUGCCGUUAAUUUUAUUGAAGAUCAGAAAGCUUCUUAUGCGGUCAUUGGUAAUCAAUGGAUUGGAUAUGACGAUCCCCAGAGUUUUACGACCAAAGUUCAGUGGCUGAAGAAUCACAAUUUUGGAGGAGCUAUGGCAUGGGCUUUGGAUCUGGAUGAUUUUUCUGGAAAUAUGUGUAAUCAAGGACUUUACCCUUUGAUCAAUACAUUGAAGUCCCUCCUGAAUUUUGAAAAUUCUGAUAAUAAUUCAAUAGCACAUAAUGCAAGUUCAUCUGAACCCACAUCUCUUGAGCCACUUGUUCCAACUUUAACUGCACCUACUGAUCCUCAUACAAAUACGAGCAACUGGUGCCAUGGCAAAACCACAGGGUUAUAUGCUGAUCCAAAUGAUCAUCAAAAAUUUUACAACUGUUUGGAUGGACAAACCUUCUACCUGACUUGUCCUGAAAACUUGAUCUUUAAUAAAAAUUGUAAUUGUUGCACUUGGCCUUAAUUAUUGUAACGGAGGUGAACAUGUUUGUUCAUGACAAAUGUCAUCAAAAUAUAAAUGAAAUCUCAAAGUACAUAAUAAGAGCAUGAAUUCAGCUUUGUCAUUAUAGCUACCAGAAUUGCAUUGAUGUACUUUCAUUUUACUAAACGGAUUGUUGGAAUACGCUUAUUUGUUCGUGAGGAAAGAUGCUUUUUAACUUUUAAUGAAAUAGAGAAUCACGCAAAGGUAAUUUUUUGACUAUUUGUCAAUACAACCAUGUACAAUGGAGUCAAGAAAGAUCCUGAGAACAAUUGUGUUGAUUUUGAAAUUGGGUCUGGACACAGUGAAACAAAAGAGCAUUCUUAAUUCAUUAAAGUUGUCUCAUUUUUUCUGAA
This is a messenger RNA of Stegostoma tigrinum, 1904 nucleotides long. Its product is annotated as acidic mammalian chitinase-like. Gene Ontology annotation, biological process: carbohydrate metabolic process; chitin catabolic process. The record is from RefSeq and is a predicted model, not a curated record. The transcript is spliced from 12 exons. Gene Ontology annotation, cellular component: extracellular region. Lineage: Eukaryota; Metazoa; Chordata; Chondrichthyes; Orectolobiformes; Stegostomatidae. Gene Ontology annotation, molecular function: chitinase activity; chitin binding. The coding region runs from base 109 to 1533 and encodes 474 amino acids.